UUUAGCUAUAUAGAUCACUUCUUGGUGCAAGGAAACUACAGGGAUGUUCUGAGGUGGUAAGAAUAGAAAGAGAAAGGAACAUGGAUUAGGUAAAAUGACAUGGAUAAUGUCAAAUGCACACUGCUAAAGACAUAUAAAUGCCCAGUGCCAGCAGGAUAUAACCUGAGUGAUUCCUUUGUGGCCAAAGAGGUAAUCGUGACAGAGGAGCUGAAAGACUUGCGUGUGGCAAAGAGUGGCCAGUGGCUUGUCCCACCAUGAUAAUAUCAGCACAGAUUCAGAGCAUGACUAUGACUGGAAUAAAGCUCGUCAUUUUAAUGUUCUUGUGGAUACAACUGAUUGAAUGUGAUCACAUCCAAGCCCCAGAAGAGCUUCAAAUUAAGGUCCCAAACCUUGGAAGAGUCAUUCUGUCUUGGAGGCCCAGUUUGAUGGCCAGUGCUUUAAAUCGAUCUAUAAAAUAUGAAGUAAAAAUAAAGACUCCUGAUACCGAGGAGGACUGGUUCUUUACACACCAUACAAAUGCAACACGCCUGCUUGCUGUGCACAGAGGCCUCUAUGCAGAUGUGAGAGCGAUACUCAUGGAAGAUAAACAGAAUGUGUCCCGAAGUGAGUGGGUUCGUCAGGAGCUUCCUCCAUUCCCAGGAGCCAAGGGGACAGCAGUCACAAAUCUAACCUGUCACAUUAAGACGGAUGAAUUUUUAAAAACAUCACUUACCUGUAGUUGGACUGCAGGGAUCAAUGCACCAGCGGACACUCAGUAUUACCUUUACUACAGCUACAAGAAGAGAAUUGAGAAGUGUUAUAGUAAUUCACAGGGAGAGAAUUCUGUUGCCUGCCAAUUUCCUUUGGAGCAAUUAAUCUCAAGUCUGCCUGGCAAAUUCCUUGUGCACAUCAAUGGGUCCAGCAAGAGCCUCCAAAUCCAAGGCUUCCAACACAUGUACAUCGCCGAACACAUGGAGACAAUCAAUCCUCCUCGUAAUAUGUCUUUGUCUGAGGGGGGUGACACCAAGAACCUCAGUUGGGACAAACCAUAUUCUUUGUUCCCAGGUUACUUUGAAUAUGAGGUUAUGAUUUGGAACCUGGAGACUGGCAGUAACAAGACACAGAUCGUUAAAGUACCAAUGUUACAAAAUGGGAAACUGCAGCCCCCAUGGACGAACCACAUGAUGAAGGUGAGAGCAAUACGAAAAGGAAUAUUUACUAACAAGGAUCUGUAUAGUAACUGGACAGAGCCUUUUCAUGUAGAAAAUACUGUCGAGGACAAGAUAAAUAUAUAUUUAAUAGCUGGAUUUGCUUGUCUGACUGUAACAGGACUGGUUCUUAUUUAUGUGUGUUCUAGAUUUCAGCUUCUCGGGAAGAUGUUUCCUCCGAUACCAAAACCCAAGGAGGCACUAAAAGAGUUUCUAACCCCACAGAAAGUGGACAUUGUGAGCUUCCACCUUGUGAAUGAACCUGAAGUCAUUUGUUUCAUUGAGGAGAUGAGAGACAUAGAGAAUCCAGACCGGAGGCCCUUGAAUUCUAUCCCAUCAGGAUUCAAACACAAAAUUCCACAGACCUGAUGAUUUAAAGGCUAAGGGGCACUGUGCUGGUUUCAUUAAUGUUCACUUUUUGGUGAUGGAUUUAUUCAUUCUGCAACAGCAAGAGAGGUGCCUUUAUUGCUGCCAAGAGACACUCUCGCUCAUAAAGGAUUAUAUGUAACUUGCAAAUGCAGACGCUUCACAUGGACAGGAUUUCUCUAUUUGCCCUAAAGGACUUAUCUUAGUGCUUGCUGACUAUUGUGAAGGACAGCUUUACCAUGAAGAAUGAUUGUUUCACUUGAUACAACCCUGUGUUCUUCUGGAUUGAGUUGCCCUGCACAGUUAUUAAACUGAAGAGGCUUCCGUACCACCAGAGGCCUUCAUGUUCGUUACGCCAACGCUAGAAGCUCAGGGAUCUUCGCCAUGUUUUCUUCAACUUUUGCCUAGUGUUUAAUUAGAAUAUUCUAUGUUUCUUCUUAUAAUUUCCUAAAAUGUUUAUACAGAAGUAAAGCUGUGCCGCAUGGGUGCAGUCCCAACUGGUUUUACACAAGAAGAACCAAAUUAUCCAUUAUCCAUCAGCUCUCAGUUGGCCAGAUGAUGGGCUUAUUGGUGCUCCAUACACAUUGUUCAGCCCUUACUGUUCAUACAGUUACUCAGUAGACCAGUCUAGAGUGUGUCCAAUCUGGCACAGACUGUGAUCAGAAUAUGAGGACAUUUGGUCUCAUUAGAAGAUCCUUGUUGUAGAGCAGGGGUCCCCAACCUUUUUUACCUGUGAGCUGGGGAGCAACACAAGCAUUAAAAAGUCCCUGGGGGGGGGGGGGGCAAAUAAAGGCUGUUAUUGGCUAUGUGGUAGCCCCUAUGUGGACUGGCAGCAUACAGGAGGCUCUAUUUGGCAGUACACCUUGUUUUAAUGCAACCAAAACUUGCCUCCAAGCCAGGAAUUUAAAAAUAAGCAGCUGUAUUGUGGACAUGGAGAACAAUAUCCAAGGGGUUGGGGAGCAACAUGUUGCUUCUGAGCCACUGGUUGGGGAUCACUGUAUUAGCAUGUUGUUCUACAAUGUAAUUGAGUAUCUGGCAAAAGUAGGAUUUAAGAUUUUAUGCUUACAUAGCAUAUGAUCACUUGACAAAUGACACAUCUGUUCUUUCUGCAGUAUUUUCCAUGUUGUAUUAAAAACGUAUAUAUGUUUUAUUUCUUAA
This is a messenger RNA of Xenopus tropicalis (tropical clawed frog), 2711 nucleotides long. RefSeq names its product interleukin 5 receptor subunit alpha (gene il5ra). The transcript has 12 exons. The record is from RefSeq and is a predicted model, not a curated record. NCBI's taxonomy places the organism in Eukaryota, Metazoa, Chordata, Amphibia, Anura, Pipidae. Gene Ontology annotation, biological process: cytokine-mediated signaling pathway. Gene Ontology annotation, cellular component: membrane. Gene Ontology annotation, molecular function: cytokine receptor activity. The coding region runs from base 255 to 1556 and encodes 433 amino acids.